CUGCAUCAAAUAAGGCUUUAUUGAGCAAACAUUUCAUGGCUUUGAGCGCCGCGGGGGGGCUGCGGCCGACCACCCCGUCUUCUACAACCAGCCCCUACAACUGCAACCCAGCACCAGCAGUAUUAUUGCUGACGCCAUCCAAGCGGCAGGCAGCCCGCAGCAGCAGCAGCAGCACGAGCGGCAGGAGCACUGCUGGCUGCAGGAGGCUGCUGCGGCCAAGCGGACGCCCGACCAUCAGAGCUGAGGGCGCGGCGCCGAUAAGGGCAGCAGCAGAAAACACCAGCGGCAACGGUCUGUUGCGGGCUGGGCCUGCGACCCACGGGCCGCCUUUGGGCGCUGCCGCUGCUGCUGCUCGUGCUGCUGGAGUUGGUGUUGCUGCUCGUGUUGCGGGUGGUGCUGGUGCUGGCGGUGCUGGUCGAGCGGCGGUCGGUGCUCGACUGGGGCUGCUCGGUGCAGCGACAGGCGGUGCUAGCAGUGCAAGCAGCGGCAAUAGUAUGACUGCUGACCGUUCGGGAGCAGGAGCAGCAACGAGCGCAACUGCGCCAAGUAGUACGCGCCGCCUGCAAGUGCUGUGCCGGUUCCGCGAAGGAGACGGCAGCAGCAGCGGCAGUAGUGGAGCCAGCACCGCUGCUGCUGCUGCUGCUGCUGGCAGUGACAACGGCGAAGCCGUGCCUCUGCUGGCAGGUGGGCAGCAGCACGGGGCAACAGCGGCGGAUGCGGACGCAGUAGCAGCAGGUGCCGGCGGCGGGGCGGGCAACGGCGGCGGCGCGGGCGUGGCAGAGGGUGCGGGUGCGGGUGUGGGUGGUGGUGAGGGCGGUGGCGAGGUGCCGCCGUCUGCCCUGCACGGGCAGGCGCUGCUGGACGCAGCUCCCGCCACGCCCAUCAUCCUGGCUCAGGGGCUGGAGGAACAAGUGGCCGAGGUCAUUGCGCGCUACCGGCUGAUGAAUGACCGACUGGACGCCGUGGAGCACGAGAUGUUGGACCUGGCCCGGGAGCUCAGGGUGGCGGCUGUAGCAGCAGCACCAGCAGGAGGGAGCGGCUGUAGCAGCGACCGGGCUGUAGCAGCGACCGGGCACGUGGCAGGGGUGGCUGCGGUGCCGGCGGCGGCGUCGGGCGCGGGGCACGUGACCGGGCAGGUGUCGGGCGGGGGUUUGGCAGUGGCGGACAUGGACGCAGGGGUUGGGAGCAGGGAGGAGGGCGCCGGGCGGGCUGCGGGAGGGGAGCCGGCGGCGGCUGCCGUGGCGGCGGCGCCGGGCGCCAUGACGGCGGCGGCGCUGGCGCCGGUGGUGGCGGCGGUGACCGGCUCGGCGGCGCCGCACCCGCCGCAUCCACGGCACACGCUGGUGGUGCAGCUACCAGCGGGGGCAUCCGCAGCAGGAGCAGGAGCAGGAGCAGAGUCGGCGGUGGAGGGUGCGGCGGAGGCGCAGGAGGUGGUGGUGAGCGCUCCGGUGCCGGGCGGGGCGGCUGCUGGGGGUGCAGGUGGCGGCGGCGGCGGGAGCGGCGCCACCAGCAAGGGGCAGGAGGCGGCCGCAGACCUCCUGUCUGGCGGCGGCGGCGGCGGCUCUCAGGAGGGGCGCAGCCGGCUGUUUGAGAUCAACCGCAUCCAGUCAGCCAUUACUGAGGUGGCCAACAGCGGCUACCUGGAGUCGGUCAAGGCGCUGCGCGAGACGCUGCUGGUGCAGGAGUGGGGCAUGCAGGCCAAGACGUGGGCGCGCAGGAGGGGCGUGAGCGCCUUCGAGCAAUGGGCCGCACAGCACGCCUCCUCAACCGACCCGCAACAGCAGCGACAGAGCGAAUGUUCCAACGACCCCAACCACCAACCGCAGCAGCAGCAGCACGUGGUGACGUACGAGCAGAUCAGUGCGCUGUACGACGACCCGGACGCUCUGCACGUGCUGCCCACGCCCCGGCUUCGCAUGAUGGCGCGGGCACUCAUCGAGCAGCACACGCUGCAGGCCUACGACGAGACCUUCAAGCGCUGCACGUUGACGGCCGAGGCUCUCGCCAAGGUGGGCCUGGCGGACCUGCUGCCGCACACCGCAGGAGUGGGCCAGGUGCUCAAGAGUGUGCUGCCGGGCGGGGGCCUGAUGGGCCUGUUGGGGUUGGGCAGUGGCGGCUGGCUGAGGCGCCUGCUGCCGUGGCCCUUGCGGGGCGGCGGCGGUGGUGGGAAGUGAGGGAGGCUGAAGAAAAGGAACUGGGGUUCAGCGGUUGAGACCAGACCGACCGAGGCUUGUGCGAAGUGGUGCAACUGGCCUGCACGCCAGGGGAAGCGGCGGGCUGAGUGGGCUUGAGGGAUCAAGGGUGGUAUCGCGGCGUCGGUGUGCUAGUUGUUUAGGCCGAGUUGCUUGGGAAAGCCCCGAGGGCCAAGUAGCAAUCUGAGUGUGAGUUGCUCUUUCGAAACGGCGGGGUGGCAAGAUGGUGGUGUGAAUGGGUGAGCAGCCCAAGCUCUCAGAUGUCACUUCGCCAGUAGCUGGAAGACCUGUUGCGCAUCCGCAAGCAAAGCCUGCACUUAUGUGUUUCGAGGCGAGUAGCAUAUACAUGAUUGCUUCUGAAUGGAUGAUGGAGAAUGUAGUGACAAGGAAGGCUUGGGGUGCACGGGUCCAGGAAAGGGCAUGAGGUGCUGCGGGUACGUGCUUGGUGAUGGAUCCCAGUCGGGAGUCGCCAAAACCCCGCAGAUAUGCAUUUAAUAGAUACAUGUCUGAAAGCCCUUGCGUCAAGACCGCCUCUCUGCACACAGUGUAAACUCUUUUUGGA
Messenger RNA from Chlamydomonas reinhardtii, 2754 nucleotides. RefSeq lists its product as uncharacterized. NCBI's taxonomy places the organism in Eukaryota, Viridiplantae, Chlorophyta, Chlorophyceae, Chlamydomonadales, Chlamydomonadaceae. The record is from RefSeq and is a predicted model, not a curated record. The transcript has 8 exons. Bases 36 to 2174 code for a protein of 712 amino acids.